Molecule: messenger RNA, 5919 nt
Organism: Aedes albopictus (Asian tiger mosquito)
Lineage: Eukaryota; Metazoa; Arthropoda; Insecta; Diptera; Culicidae
Exons: 4
Coding region: 1-5919 (1972 amino acids)
Biological process (GO): DNA integration
Molecular function (GO): nucleic acid binding; zinc ion binding
Source: RefSeq, a predicted model, not a curated record
AUGGCCAGCUCUAGUGAAGAAGAUCUGAGCACUCUUGUACUGUUGCGUGGCAUGGCACAAGGUAACAUCACGCGCAUCAAGAACAUCUUGACCCAAGCCCAAGCGGACCAGGCUGAGCUGCCUUCCGCUCAAGUGAAAGUGUACGUGAAGAAAGUGGAAAGUGCCUACAACGAGUACCAUCAGCACCACCAGCAGAUAGUGGCGAUUCUUCCUUCGAACAAGAAGGAGGAACAGAACGAGAGGUUCCUGCAAUUCGAGACGUUGCACGAAGAGGUGUCCAUCAUGCUCGAGACCCUUCUCGAGGCUCAAGCCGCACCACCUGCGGCACAACAAGUGCAACCACCGGCGAACCAACAACCGUUGGUCAUCCAGCAAUCUCUUCCUCGCGCCAUCCCCACCUUCGACGGGAGGUACGAGAAUUGGGAACGGUUCAAGAUCAUGUUCCGUGAUGCAGUCGACCGUACCAACGAAGCACCUCGAAUCAAGCUGUAUCACCUUGAGAAGGCCCUCGUCGGUGAUGCGGCGGGAAUCAUAGACGUGAAGACGAUUGCCGAUGGAAACUACGCCCACGCCUGGGAGUUACUGGAGGAAAGAUUCGAGGAUCAGCGGCGAAUGAUCGACAUCCAUAUUGCUGGACUGCUCGGAGUGAAGAAACAUUCGAAGGAGGAUUUCGGUGAGUUGCGAUCCUUGGUCGAGUCUACCACUAGUCACGUGGAAAACUUGAAGUUCCUUGACCAAGAGUUCACCGGCGUCUCUGAGCUCAUUGUCGUCCACCUGAUUGCACGUGCACUGGAUCCUACCACGAAGAAGUUGUGGGAGUCGACGAUAAAGCGAGGAGAACUCCCAAACUACGAAGACACCAUUCAGUUCCUGAAAGACCGCGUCUCAGUUCUGGAGAGAUGCCGCGAUACGGAUGAAGAAGCCAAGGGACAGCGUACAUCGGCGAAACCAGCUACGAGGAAGCAGGCGUUUCCCAAUGCCAACGCAGCGACAGCUCCUCCAUCAGCGGAUCAGCGGUGCACCAUUUGUGAUGAAAGCCAUGUUACGUACAAAUGCUCUGUGUUCAACGGCUUGAGUGUGAGUGAUCGACUGACCAAAGUCAAACAGAAGAACGUGUGCUACAACUGCUUGAGAAGUGGACAUAGCGUGAAGAACUGCCCAUCGAAGAAGUCGUGCUCCAAGUGCAACAAGCGGCACCACACCCUGCUCCAUUUGGAAGGUGGUGCAAUCUCGUCGCAGCCUGCGAAUGAAAAUUCAGCGAAUGGAGUUCCAGGAUCAGCCCAACCAACGGCGUCGGCUGUCAGACAGCAGUCGGCCGAGAACCAGCCAUCAGUGACAGCAGCGCAUUCCAACAACCCGGUGAACCCAGCGAGCCAGGUGGUGUUGCUCACUGCCCUUGUCAACGUUAUGGACCAUCAACAGCGGCCUCGUGUGUGCAAAGCCCUGCUAGACUGCGGAUCUCAGAUUACUGGCCAGGUUCCAUCGGUUAAGAUAAAUUUGGAGAAUUGGGAACUUCCUCAAGGUCUCAGGCUGGCUGAUCCAUCCUUCCAUGAACCUAGCCACGUUGAUUUGCUAAUUGGAAUGGACUGGUUCUACGACAUUAUGAAACCAGGGUGUUUGAAAAUAGACGAUAAUCUCCCUAGCCUUCACGACUCUAAGCUUGGUUGGUUAGUCGGGGGCAAGUUGCUUGACUGUUCUUCCAAUCUUGUGCUGAAUUCCUGUGCCGUUCGAGUUGACCCCGUUGAAGAACUAGUGCAGAAAUUUUGGGAAGUUGAAGGUGUGUCUUCAGAGUUGGUUCUGUCCAGUGAGGAAGAGCAGUGUGAAUCGCAAUUCGCAUCAACCCAUCGUCGAGACGACAGCGGUCGUUUCAUCGUUCACCUCCCAUUGAAGGACAACGCAUCUCAACUAUCGGAUUCCCGUACCAUGGCCUUGCGACGAUUUUUCAUGCUGGAGUCUAAACUACAACGUCAUCCAGAUUUAAAAGCCCAGUAUGAUGCCUUCAUGGACGAGUACGAAUCUCUUGGGCACUGCCGGGAGGUCCAAGAACGCGACGAUCCUCCUGGAGUUCUGAAGUGGUAUCUUCCCCACCAUGCCGUCCUCCGCCCAUCGAACACAACUACAAAAUGCCGGGUGGUAUUCGACGCAUCUGCAAAGGUGGCCGGAUUGUCCCUCAACGAUGUUUUGAUGACCGGAUACAACGUUCAGAGCGAUUUGUUGUCUAUCAUCCUACGGUUCCGGAGGUAUCGAUACGUUAUGAGCGCCGAUGUAGCCAAAAUGUACCGCCAGGUUGCCGUAGAUCCCGCUUUCACUCCACUACAACGGAUUUUUUGGAGAAAGUCGCCCCAAGACCCACUACGUGUUCUCGAACUAACUACUGUGACGUACGGAACGGCCUCAGCCCCUUUCUUGGCCACGCGAUCUCUGCUGCAACUUGCACGGGAUGAACGAGAAACUUUUCCGCUCGCUUCCGCCGUUGUCGAGAAAAAUGUCUACAUAGACGAUGCUCUUUUUGGUUCCGACGAUUUCCUACAAGCAUGUGAGCUUCGAGAUCAGCUGAUAGCCUUGCUCCAGUCCGGUGGAAUGCACCUUCACAAGUGGUCAUCCAACACUAGUCAACUCCUAUCGCCCAUUCCCAGUGAAGAUCGAGACAGCUGCGCAUCUUUCAGUGAAAGUGGCCUCAACGAGGUCAUCAAAACUUUGGGAUUGAUGUGGAAUCCUUCCACAGACGAGUUCUUGUUCCGAUCAUCCCCUUCAGAAAAGGCCAGCAGACCCACCAAGCGUCAAGUCCUGUCCAAGAUUGCCAAGAUUUACGAUCCGCUCGGACUUAUUUCUCCAGUGGUGGUACUGGCAAAAAUAGUUAUGCAGAAAUUGUGGAUCAGCAAGCUGAAUUGGGAUGAUCCGUUAGACGAUACCCUCCUGAACGAGUGGGAGAACUUUCUGAUGUCACUGCCAACUUCGGAGCAAAUUCGCAUUCCACGCCAUGUGUUAUCGAACAAGGCGGCGCGGUACGAAUUGCACGGAUUCGCGGACGCGUCCCAGAAGGCGUAUGGGGCAUGCGUGUAUGUUCGCUCAAUAUUCCCUGAUGGCACCGCAUCGACGAAGUUGGUCAGCGCUAAGUCUAAAAUUGCACCGAUUUCACCCCUGACAAUCCCUCGAAAGGAAUUACUAGCAGCCCUUCUUUUGUCAAGAUUGAUUAGUAAGGUCGAAGCAGCGUUGGAGAUGAGCUUCAGUUCCAUCGUUCUCUGGUCGGAUAGUCAAGUUGUAUUGGCAUGGUUACACAAACCGCUUGGCAAUCUCCAAACCUUCGUCCGCCACAGAGUUACAGAGAUCACAUCGAAUACUAGUCACGUUUGGAAAUAUGUUCGCACGGAUCAGAACCCCGCCGAUACUGUAUCUCGAGGACAGUCUGCAAGAGAGUUAGCUAACAACGAGCAAUGGUGGAAUGGUCCUCAGUUUUUGUACUUCGUGGAUUACCCAGAAGAGCGGCCACAGUCACUCCAAGAUUGCGAAAUUCCCGAACUCAGGGUUGAGCUAGCUGCACUGUCGGUCAUGAACUACGAGGAAUUCCCUGUGUUGACAAAGUUUGCUUCGUUCCGGAAAUGCCAACGGAUUGUUGCCUACAUGCUACGCUUCAUUUCGAACGCUCGAAAGAAGCAGGCUGAUCGAGUGAUGUCCCGGUAUCUUACUAUUCCUGAACUACGGGCGGCAUCAAAUUUGAUCGUUGGAGCCAUUCAGCAUCAGGAGUUUGCCAAGGAGAUCGAGUGUGUACGAGCAGACGAACCCAACCAUCGUCUGAACAAUUUGAAACCAUUUCUCGACGAGGAUUUACUGCGAGUUGGAGGUAGGCUUGGUCAGUCUCAGCUUCCAUUCGGAGUGAAACACCAGCUAAUAUUGCCAAGCAACAACCCCAUCGUGCACGGUUUGAUAAGCGACGUCCAUCGAGAGAAUCACCAUGCCGGAAACUCCAUGGUACAAUACCUUUUGCGACAACAUUUCUGGUUGAUCAACGCGAGAUCAACAAUUCGAAAGAUGCUGAGAACCUGCGUUACCUGCUUCAGGACGAAUCCUACCACAAUUGAUCAGCAAAUGGGAGACCUACCAUCGUAUCGGAUUAACCCAGCGCCAGUCUUCGAGAGGGUUGGGCUUGACUUUGCCGGACCAAUCUACGUCAAGCAGUCAGUUCGAAAGGCGACUCCGGUAAAGGGCUACAUCUGUGUCUUCAUCUGCAUGGUGACAAAGGCCAUGCAUCUGGAAGCCGUGGAAGAUCUGUCCACAGACUCGUUUCUUGCGGCUUUUCAACGAUUCGUGUCCAGACGAGGAUAUCCGAAGGAAGUCUUCUCCGAUAACGGGACCAAUUUCAUCGGAGCAAGGUCAGCACUGCAGGAGCUCUAUCGGUUAUUCAAGAAGGAGACGACCCAGAACAAGAUCUUCGCGUAUUGCCAAGCAAAGCAGAUCGUUUGGAAGACCAUUCCCCCAAAUGCGCCACACUUCGGAGGGCUUUGGGAGGCCGGUGUGAAAAGUGUUAAAACAGUGCUCAAAAGGGUUUACCAAUCCACCUCCCUAACACUCUCCGGACUAUCCACCCUGUUGUGCCAGAUUGAAGCAAUCCUCAACUCGAGACCACUUUAUUCCCAAUCUAACGAUCCGACGGAACCUGAAGCGUUGACCCCUGGACAUUUUAUUGCCAACCGUCCACUAUUAGCAAUUCCCGAACCGUCUGUAGUAGGUAUCCCGACCAAUCGUUUGUCCCACUGGCAGCACAUACAACAGCUUCGCGAACACUUCUGGAAACGAUGGUCGAGAGAGUAUCUCACCGAAUUACAAGUGCGAGGCAAAUGGACCAAACAGAAGGUAAACAUCCAACCGGGAAUGGUUGUUCUCCUGAAGGAUGACAAUUUGCCCCCACAGUGCUGGAAUCUGGGCCGGGUAGAAAGGGUACACCCGGGAGCCGAUAACCUGGUAAGAGUGGUAGACGUUCGAACGAAAACUGGUACAUUUAGACGACCUAUACACAAGCUUGCGCCUUUGCCUAUCUUGGACAAUGAUCCAAAUGUCCAAACUUCCACUUUUUGCCGGGGGGAGAAUGUUCAGUUCGACAGCAGCCAAACUGAAGAAGCGUCUAGCAGUGGCGGCGACAGUUUGCACCACGAGAGCUCCGCCCAUCCAACCAACGCCGAACGAACGACGAUGACGAAGCAGAGGUCGAACAGCGAACGGGCCACAAUAAAAUCAACAGCCAAACAGCGACCAGCAAUGGGCGGAAAUAAGGCGUUUUCAAACCUUCCGCCGUUUACGUUUGCGGGAGUGGAGCUAACCGAUCGAAGACAGAAGUGGAAUAUCUGGAAGAGGGGUUUUGAGAUCUGCCUUAGGGCGGCCAAGAUAAGUGAUGCUAACGAGAAGAAGGAUAUGUUGCUCGCAAAAGGCGGAUUCGAGCUUCAGGAGAUCUUUUUCAACAUUCCGGGGGCAGAUGUGAGUGAGGACAAAGAGCAGCACAUUGAUCCCUAUGAUGUUGCCAUCAGCAAACUCGACGACUAUUUCGCUCCUCAACGGCAUGAGCUCCACGAGAGGUACAUAUUUUGGGCCAUGAAACCUGAACAGGGUGAAACCAUGUCGAAGUUUAUGAUGCGAACACAAAUUCACGCGAAUAAGUGCUAUUUUGGCAAAACUGCAUCUGAAAGUGUGGAAAAGGCAGUUGUUGACAAAACACUGCAAUACGCUCCAGCACAUUUGAGAGAGAAGCUGCUUCAGGUGUCCGAUCUUACUUUGGAAGAGGCCAUUAAACAGGCAGUUUGCUUCGACAAACCCAGCGAAAGCGGUGUGACGCCACCGGGAAACGCCACGAAAAUCGUUCCAAAACGUCCAAUGGUUCCAUCGAGGGUUCCGUUCAACAUCAAAAGAAGCCAUGAUCAAAAUUUGUGA